GGCAUCGUGGUUGGUUUUGAUCAGUGUACGCUAUUUGGCAAAAAGGCAUGCCAAAAAUUAUGCUUUUUUUGCAGUAACUGCCGUCUUCAAUGCCAGAUAUCCAUAAACCGUUUCUUUUUGCAGUAAACGUGCCGUAAAUUUGAAUUUAUGGUCAAAUUGUGAGACGCUUCCACCGCGCAAAAAUAAAAGUUGCACAUUUUUCUAAACAUUUUUUAUUUGAAAAAAAGUUAUGAAUAUCUGUUAUAAUCGGGCUAAUAUUCUGUCAUACAGAAGGAUUGAUCAAGAAUUUGGAGCCACUUUAUCUGUGUGAUGGACAAGUGUGGUAAUGGAUUGAAUUUCGUGACUUCUUGUGGUAUAGCGACUUUCACGUACAACUCUUUCCUGAAAACAUCAGAAUAUCCGUUAUUAAAACCUGUAUUGUUGACUUACUGAUUUGACAAUGCAAGUCCAAACUUAGCGUGGUUAAACAUUUAUAAAUGUUGAUAUUUAUUUUGAACUCAAUGUACAUAAUCCCAGUUGGUUUCGUAUACAUAGUUAUUAUUUGAAAUUGUUUGCGAAUUUUAGUGAUAAGUCGAGUUGGAAAUGUACAAAUGUAAAUAAAGGCAGCCGAGAUAAUCUGAACCAACAUUGCAUUCGGCCUUGUUCUGACAUGUACUUAAAUAUGUACUGACCGUUAAGCACAUGGAGGGAACCGUGCAAGUUAUAGCCUGGACAUUCUAUUCUAUCUACGGUUAUCCUAUGCCUAUUCCAUAUUGUCUGCUUUAUGCCAAGAAGUUUUAAAUCCUUCACAACGCAAAAUCAGGAGGUGAUGGCCCCAACUGGGCGGCCGUUUUGAUACCGUUUGUAUAUGUUGUAGUAUUACCCAAUGAGUGUACCAGAAGCCGCAAUUAAGCCAUCCUAAAAAAUCUAUUUACUUUUGCUUAGAUUUGUACAAUUAUUAUUGACCCCAUCUAGUUGUUUUAUCAAUAUCAAACUCAACUUUUUUUAAAUUUUAGUUUCUUUCGAAUUGGGGAAAAAAUAUUCCAAAUUUCAAAAAAGUUGAGUUUUAUAUUGCAUCUGAUAAAGCAACUAACAGUGAUCAACAAUAUGCAUUCAAAGGACAUCAAAUUCUGGUACUGCCAAGUUGAAGGAAUCUCCUCCUCAGUUAUCUCACUCAGGUAACCCAUAUCCAUUCUCUAAUCUCCCAAUACCAUAAGCUGAGCCCUCAACUGGCAAAUGUGCAUAUAUGUAUAUGUCUUGUGAUAGUGUGCGUUAUUAUUCAUAUAAAUACUGGUCAUGCAGAGUUUCAUUUGGCAGUGAGAAUGUUCUUGAUUACAUGUGUAGUAUGUACACUGUUCCCAAUAGUAUUUAGCGCAGGUUGAUAAAAGUUAAAAUAACAACAACAAAUUUGCAACAACAACAACAACAACAACAACAAAAUAUCAACAAAUUGUGCAAUGGCGUACCCAAUCCCAAUACAAGUAUCGGUUAAUCUCCGCUCUAAGGAUUUCCCACCAUAUGAAUUCCCGCCGAGAGUGUUCCCCUCAAGUGAUUUAUGGAGCAGUGUCUUGCGAGCUCACGGACUGCCCAGGGAAGUCUUACACCCGGGACAUUACUACAUUAAGAAAUGUCGUGGUAACGGUCCCACAGCUAGCGUGUCGGACACGGUUGAAAAGAUACGGACACAAUAUGCAAAGACAGAUGCGAAUAACAUAUGCGUUCGCGUAGUUCGGAAUGAGACGUUUAGAUCUCCCGCUCCAUUAAGUGGACGAUUCUCGAUGAGGUCGCCACCAAGAAGGAGUCGCCGGAGAGCACAAUUUUAUCCGCCUGCACAAGUAAUUCCACUUGGACCUCCGCCUCCCAAUAGAGGAGUACCCCCAGUUCACACUGGGAGGAUGGGUCGCGGCGUCCAACCACCUGGCGUGCCACAAGACAUUUCCGACCCCCCAGUUAUUAACCUUGACGUGGACACUGAAGAUGAUGAUGACAAUAGCCAAUUUGGUGACGAGGGACGAAACGAUGAGGCAGAGGAAAUUAAAGCCAGCGUACUUGCACAGGCCCAGUUCCUCCAGGCAAAAGAACAAUGGAAAAGGUACGGCAUAGAUAAGAAAAGCUUGCUUGAUCGAAGCUCUCCUAAAGUGAAGCUCAUCCUGGAGCAGAUGCUUAUUUGAAUGGGGAAUUAUUACAUAUAUGUUUAAAUUAUACAAAUGGAUUUAUCAAAUAAAAUGCAGGAUGUGUGUUCGAUAAGAAAUAUGUUGUAAUAAAAUUGUUCAUGAAACACA
Folsomia candida is the source of this 2261-nucleotide messenger RNA. RefSeq lists its product as uncharacterized. NCBI's taxonomy places the organism in Eukaryota, Metazoa, Arthropoda, Collembola, Entomobryomorpha, Isotomidae. The transcript is spliced from 6 exons. The coding region runs from base 1437 to 2150 and encodes 237 amino acids. The record is from RefSeq and is a predicted model, not a curated record.